Pseudogymnoascus verrucosus is the source of this 1728-nucleotide messenger RNA. RefSeq names its product serine/threonine-protein kinase M1. The record is from RefSeq and is a predicted model, not a curated record. Lineage: Eukaryota; Fungi; Ascomycota; Leotiomycetes; Thelebolales; Thelebolaceae. Bases 250 to 1500 code for a protein of 416 amino acids. Gene Ontology annotation, molecular function: DNA binding; zinc ion binding. The transcript is spliced from 5 exons.
ACACAUCACUACAAGAUAAGAAACCUUUAUCGAUGUCUUAAGUCCUUUAACGGGACCAUAUUUCAGCAUUUGUGUUGUAUUUUGAGGAGUUUUGUCUAGUUUGCGUUGUAAUUUCGACGUGAAUCUCGAAGUUUCGUCAUCGUUUCCUCUAUCUUGUUCUUGAGUGCAGAUCUCAGCAAACAGCUUGACUGCAACCAACCUCACAGAACCUACAUUCAACAACGCCCAAAACUGCAAGUAACCGUCAAGAUGUCGUACCGCGUUGAAAUUGCCAAACAAGGACGUGCCGGGUGCCAGAACACGCCUUGCAAGGCAGAGGGUAUCAAGAUCCAGAAGGGCGAGUUCCGCUUUGGGACAUGGGUCGAGAUGGAGCACGGCGCGAGCUUUCGGUGGAAGCAUUGGGGAUGUGUGAGUGGAUUCCAGAUGCAGAAUCUGCGCGAGUAUCUGAAGCAGGGAGAUCCGGAUGGAGAGUACCAGUGGGAUUUCAUGGAUGGGCUCGACGAGGUGCCGGAGGAGUAUCAGGAGAAGCUCAAGACAGCUGUUAUCGAGGGGAAGAUUGCGGAUGAGGAUUGGAAGGGGGAUCCUGCGUAUAAUGAGCUCGGACAGAAGGGCACGCAGCCCAGAGCUAAGAAGGCCAAGAAACCUGCAGAGGGCGAAGAUGAGAUAGAUGCCGAAGGUGCAGCUCCUACCCCUGCCACCAAGAAGCGCGGUCGCGGCAAGAAAGCCGAAGACAGCGACGAGGAGGACGCGAAGCCAGCCCCAAAACGCGCUAAGAAAGCGAAGAAGGAGGAAGCUGACUCUGAGCCUGCACCCAAGAAGGAACCUGCGCCCAAGAAGGAGCGUCGCAAUCGUGCCACGAAGAAAGAGGAAUCUGAUGAGGAUGUCAAGGCCGAGUCGGAGGAUGAGGUGAUGCCGACCCGGACAUCUCGAUCUAGGAGAAGCAUCGCGAAGAAAGAGGAAUCUGCGGAUGAAAUGGGGGUUGAAGAUGAGGCAAAGCCUUCUGUUGAGGUUAAGCCAGCGAAGAAGGGACGCGCUAAAAAGGUCAAGGCAGAGGCUGUCAAUGAGAACGGCGCUGCUGAAAGCCCUGUUGAGGAGGCGAAUGGCCGCGCUAAUGCUACCAAUGGGGCCAAGAAAGAACCUAAGGAGGGGCCAGCGGGUGUUAAACCAGAACCGGAGGAAGAUGAUGUUGUGGACAUGUCUGGUAAAGCUACUAAACCCCGUGCGAAGAAGGCCAAGCGCGAGUCUAUCAAGAAAGAAGAGCGCGACGACUCAGCUGUUGCUUCGCAGGUGAAGAAUGAGGAUGCGGAUGUGGUGGAUUUUAAACCAAAGCGGGGAAGACGAGUCAAGAAGGAGGAAACCCCGGAGGUGAAUGCUGAGGACAUCGAUGAUGAUGCUGAGGCGGAAGAGGAAGAGACGCGUGGGAAGAAGAGAGCGAAAGUCGAGCAGACUGAGGAGGUGAAGCCCGCUGCGAAGACGAGAACAAGACGUAGUAGGGGUUAGAUGGCUUUUGAGGGCUUGGAGGGAUGGGGUUGGGUUGAUAUGCUCGGGGAUGGCGAUGGUAUACUCACAUGGAUGGAGGUAAUCAAAACGAGCUGUGCUGAAGCUGGCAUUUGUUGUAACAUAUUUCUUGGGCAAUGCAGCAUGCACGAGAUCAUAUACCUAGAUAGCUAGCCAUAUAUAUUCCUACGGGCUCUGAUAAUACAUUUUAAUACAGCAGCGGUAUACGCC